AUGUUUAAAAGAAAAGAUCAAUUAAUUGAUUUAAUUGAAAAUUUUUCAAUACUUUCAAAUUGUCAACAAGUAAAAAAUAUAUUGUUAUUAAAAUUAAAAAAUCAAGUAACCAACGAAAAUGAAAUUAAAAUUAUAAAAAAUUUAUUAAACCUAUUGAAAGUACCAGAAAAGUUUUUGAGAAAUGAUCCAAAGAUCAGAUUCAAUUUUAUCUCUUCUCCCAGUGAAGACCAUGAUAUAUUUGUUCCAUUACAUUUAAAUAUUGAUACAUUAUAUUCAUUGGUUCAAGAUGAGAGCCAAAGUGAGUUUCUAAAGGUUCAUGGUUUAAAAGAUUCAAUCAAAUUAAUUAUUAAAGAGUUUUAUCAUUUUAUUCAAGAUUUGGUAUCAAAAGUUAAACUAUUUAAUGGAAAUGAGUUGGCUUUGGAUCUAUUAGAAGAGAAACCAUUGGUAUUUUCAGAGUUUCAAUCAAUAAGAUCAAUUGAUUUAGGACAAGCAUUCACACUGGCCUCCUACGAUCCAAAAGAGUACUAUUUUAUAAGAAAGAAUCAAAGUGGUAAUAGCAUUGGCAGUUCUCAUAAAGGUGUAUAUUUCAAAGUAGAUUCCGGUAACACAUGUUUAAAACCAGCUAGAGAAAAUGCAGUAUUUCAAUUUUAUUUAAAUUUAUUCCAAGAUGAUGGUUUUAUUUCUCCAAGUAGUUUGCUUUUUAUUGACCAAAUCCCAAUAUUACCACCCGAUAGUGGUGAAUGUAAAGAAAGAGAAGAAUUAAUGAAGAAAAAGAAUGAGUUUAAUCUAAGUUCAUCUCAAGAGGUUUUAAAAAGAUUUCCCGACUUGGAAAGAAAAAUUUUAAAUUUAUCAGUAAAGAAAAGAAUAUCGAUUCAAGCUUCAUUAUUGGUAGAUGGUGUAACAUUAGAAGAGUUUAUGAAAAGUUCACUGGAUGAAGAUACAUUCAAUGAAAAUAUCUCAAAUAUUGAUAUGGAAAGUUUUUCAGCCCACAUACUAUCAAGUCUUUUAUUAAUUCCAUCCGACUACAAGAGUGAUAAUAUUAUUAUUGAAAAAGGUACAAAUAGAAUUGUUGGUAUUGAUAAUGAUUUGGUAAUGGAGUGCGAUGAAAUCGAAAGAGAAAAUGAUGGCAAGUAUUUUAUUAGAACUAAAAACAUGUUAUAUCUUUUACCACAAAUGCAAGAGCCAGUUCAUUCAAGUAUAAGAGAAAAGUUUUUGAAGCAUAAUCCACAAAUCUUUGUUUUAAAAUGGUUAAUGCAAUUAUUGGAAAAAGAAAAAGAUUAUUUGGUUUUGGUAAAUUCAGUGCUAUCUCAUCAUCCCAAUCAAAAUAUGGAAAAAGCCGAAAAGAAUUUAAAUGAAUCAUUAAUGUUCCCAUUAUGCUUUUUACCUGAGUGGAUAUCUAAAAUGAUUGAUCGUUUUGCCGAAAUUCAAGAUCAUUUAGAACAAAACCAAUCUAUAACCCAUAACGAAUUACUCAAAAUUAUUCAUCCCUAUUCAUCAUAUUAUUUCGAUGCAUUGUCAAAGCAUUAUCAAAAUCCAUUCAAAAAGUUGCUAUCAAUUUAUAAUCGUGAAUUUGAUUUUAUUAGAUUAUUAAAUAAAUAUCCACCUGAUAUAGACGAAGCCGAUUUGCAUCAAAUGUAUAACCAACUAUCAUCAUUCGCCAAAGCAAAUUACGAACCAAAUGUUACAAUUUUAAGUAGUAUCAAAAAUAUUUUAUUUCAAACCAACAUUUCAAAAUUCUUUGGUAAAGAUCUAUUGGAAUUGGUAGAAAUUGUAUUUGAAAUCGAAAAGCAUUAUCAUAUUCAUAAUGAUCAAUUUAAUAAAACCUGGCUUACUAGUACAAUAUUCCCAUCCAUUGUUCGUCAGGGUGCAUCGAUCGAAAUUAUUGAAAAGUUUAAAAAGAAAUUUAGAUUCUAUGGUAACGACAAUGAUGCAUCCAUUAUACAUGCAGCAAUCGAAUCAAAAAGUUCAGAAAUGUUUAAAGUUAUUUCAAUCCUAUCAAAAUGGUUUAAUUUGGAUAAUUCAAUUAACAAUUGUACACCAUUGGAUUUAGCAUGUUUAAAUAAUAAUAUAGAGUUAUUCAAAUUUUUAAUAUCAUUGGGAGCGGGUUCAAAAGCAUCUUAUGUAGUCGUUGAAAAUUUUUAUAAAUCAUUAACAAAUGAUCAAAAAUUGCUUUUAAAAGAUUCAAUCGAAUUAUUAUAUCAUAUCAAUCCAAAAUCAGCAUGGAAAUUAUCACUAAAUUAUUUAUUACCAAUGCAAACAUCAACCAAUUUUAUUAUUAAAACCGCAUCAGAAGGCACUAGAACUAUUGCAAACAGAGAUUUAUGGAAUAAUUUAUUUUAUCAAAACAAACCAAAAAAAUCAAAUAUAUAUGGUUCAAGAUCAGUUCCUUUUAUUCAAGAUGUAAACUUGGGUCAUAAAUUAUAUUUUAAAUUUGAGCCACAGUUUCCAGGUAUUGAAUUAUCAGUAACAGCAUUGGGACAACAAUUGUUUGGUUAUAUAUCACCAUUUAGCGAGUUGGCAUCGAUCAAUGAAAUUCCAGUUUUAAUUUCACAAGCAGUUAUUGGCGAGCCAUUAAAUGAUGUUUUAUUAAAAUAUCCAGAAAGAAUUAAUCAAUUAGAUCCUUCAAGUAUAUCAAAAAUGUUGGUAAUGUCAAUGUUAUGUAAUCCAGCUGAUGGAAAUUUAGGAAACUAUAUCAUUUCACCAAUACCCAAUGUUUUAAAUAAAAAAACAGAAUCAUAUAAAAUAAUAUCAAUUGAUAACGAUCAAGCUUUUAUGCCUCCAAGAUGUAAAGAAUUAAAAAGUGGUUUAUCAUUACAAGUCGAAACCGUAUUGUUCCUAUUUGAUCAAAUGAAGCACCCAAUUCAUCAAGAUGUUUAUUCAUCCAUUAAAAGUAGAGAUUUAAAUAUGGUUUUAAAGAAAUGGGUUCAACACUUGAAAGUUUAUCAACAAAAUACAAUAGAUUUGUUUUCAAAAUCAGCACACGAACGUUUAAAGAAUGAAAGGAGAACUGUACUAUCAAUAACAUUUGCAAGAGGAAUGAUAAAGAAAUUAUAUUCAAAGUUGAUUAGACUUCAAGUUGAAUUAAAUAAAUCAAAAGAUAAACCAAUUACCCAUUUGCAAUUACUAGAAAUAUUAGAGCCAAUAGUUGCAACAAGAUAUAAACUUAUUUUAGAAGAAUCGCAUUUAUCAAUUUAUGAUCGUUUUAAAAAAUUAAAAAGAUUAUCUGGUUUCAAUAAUGAUAUAGAUAUAUUACGUUUAACCACAAGUUCCAUUUAUUCAGCAGCUCAUCUAUUAGAAUCAAGAGAAAUACCCAAUAUUAAAGAUAUUGAAAAUGAUUUAUGGUCUGGUGAAUUUGGUCCUGCUCAAGUUGAGGCGGAAAUUGAUGAGAUUAGAAAAUGA
This is a messenger RNA of Dictyostelium purpureum, 3399 nucleotides long. RefSeq lists its product as uncharacterized. Lineage: Eukaryota; Evosea; Eumycetozoa; Dictyosteliales; Dictyosteliaceae. The transcript has a single exon. The record is from RefSeq and is a predicted model, not a curated record. Gene Ontology annotation, molecular function: protein binding. The coding region runs from base 1 to 3399 and encodes 1132 amino acids.